CCAAAGAGAUGUAUCUGUGCCAUCGACAAUCUCAUGUGAAUUGCGCUCGAAGUUGUUGUUAGUCUUCUAGUGACAUGGAUGCUUUUCAGCGGAUACGAUUUCUAUAUUCAAUUCUCAGUUUAACACCUGCAAGACAGAGCCAUGUGAGUUCUUAUUCUUCUACAUGUCCCACUCUUGUAUCAAAAGCCCACGGGUUUCUAUCAACCAAAUUAAGGGAAUUGGUUGUAUAUAUAUGCCAUUGUUUUCAUAUCCAAAUCAAAACAACUUCUUCAUCUAACCAGAUAAGCUAAAACGAGAAGUCCAAAGCUAGCUAAAUAUUUUUUCCAAGAUCCAUCAGCAGAACAAAAAAAAGAAAAAGAAUGGGCGUGUUCCGAGGUCUUAUGGGUGCAAAGAAGAUCUUUCAAGGCCGAUCAAUGGCAGCUUCAACACCAAAAGGGUUUCUUGCAGUGUAUGUUGGGGAAAGCCAGAUGAAAAGAUACAUAGUGCCGGUCUCAUACUUGAACCAGCCUUCAUUUCAAGCUUUGUUGAGCAAAUCGGAACAAGAGUUUGGGUUUGAUCAUCCAAUGGGCGGCUUGACCAUCCCUUGUCCUGAAGAAACUUUUAUCACUGUCACUUCUCAGCUUCAUUAGAUUUGGUUCACAAAAAUCACAUGUAUAAUUUAACAUUUUUUUUAGGUCAUUAGAUGUAGAAGAUAUUUAGAACCCAAUGUAAUCCUACUAUAUUAAUUGAGAAGUACAAAUAUGAAACUAA
Camelina sativa (false flax) is the source of this 750-nucleotide messenger RNA. The record is from RefSeq and is a predicted model, not a curated record. Lineage: Eukaryota; Viridiplantae; Streptophyta; Magnoliopsida; Brassicales; Brassicaceae.